Molecule: messenger RNA, 3391 nt
Organism: Galeopterus variegatus (Sunda flying lemur)
Lineage: Eukaryota; Metazoa; Chordata; Mammalia; Dermoptera; Cynocephalidae
Gene: NUP133
Product: nucleoporin 133kDa
Exons: 25
Coding region: 114-3218 (1034 amino acids)
Biological process (GO): transcription-dependent tethering of RNA polymerase II gene DNA at nuclear periphery; protein import into nucleus; poly(A)+ mRNA export from nucleus
Cellular component (GO): nuclear pore outer ring
Molecular function (GO): structural constituent of nuclear pore; protein binding
Source: RefSeq, a predicted model, not a curated record
CAUAACUGAGACUAUGAACUACGAGGUGAAAACCUUUGGAUCUUCUCUCCCUGUUAAAGUCAUGGAGGCCCUGACGUUGGCGGAAGUUGAUGAUCAGCUGACUGUUCACAUAGAUGAAGGUGGAUGGGCAUAUUUGGUCUGCAAAGAGAAGCUCAUUAUUUGGAAGAUUACUCUGUCGCCUAUUACUAAGUUAUCUGUCUGCAAAGAACUGCAGUUGCCACCUAGUAAUCUCCAUCGGACCACUGACCUGGUGGCUCUCUCUUACUCUGCUACCUCAGGUGAAGCAUAUUCUACUCAGGCUCUUGGGGUCAUGGUUGCCACCGGAGAGGGGUCCAUCCGCUAUUGGCCAAGUCUUGCUGGGGAGGACAUGUACACAGAGGCUUUCGUGGAUUUGGGAGGGAGGAAGUUUUAUUUUGUCCUCGUCGGGAAGCCAACUGAUUCGGUUGAUACCGGAGAGCUCAGGGAGGAUUCACCAGCACGUCCUGCCCCAGGGGCAAGGCGUGCUCUCAGGAAUUGGUCGGAGGGUUUCCUCUCUCUUUGGAAUUUUGUCUCCUUGUAGUGAUCUCAUACUUUCAAGUGUUCUCUGGGAUAUAGAGCGAGCGAGCUUCUAUAGCCUGACAAGUUCAAACAUCAGUAAAUGGGAAUUAGAUGAUUCUUCGGAAAAACAAGCAUUUAGUUGGGACAUAAAUAGAGCCCUGAAGGAGAACAUCACUGACGCCAUUUGGGGUUCUGAGAGUAACUAUGAAUCUGUUAAAGAAGGAGUCAACAUUCGAUAUCUGGACUUGAAGCAAAGCUGUGAUGGGCUCCUGAUUUUGGCAGCAGCAUGGCACCCGGCAGACAAUCCAUGUCUCGUCUAUUACUCUCUGAUAACUGUGGAAGAUAAUGGCCACCAGAUGUCAGAUGCAAUUACUGUAGAAGUCACUCAGUAUAGUCCACCUUUUCAGUCUGAAGACCUGAUUAUGUGUCGAUUAAUGGUCCCAAACUUUUCAAGCCAAACUGCCUAUCUGUACACCGAAAAUGCUGUCUAUGUGUGCUCCACAGGAACUGGGAAAUUUUCUCUUCCGCAGGAGAAAAUUGUCUUCAAUUCACAAGGAGACAGUGUUUUAGGCGCUGGUUCCUGUGGCGGUAUUCCUAUCAUUUUUUCUAGGAACAGUGGACUGGUGUCUAUUACUUCAAGGGAAAACGUGUCCACAUUAGUAGAAGACCUUGAAGACUCCUUGGCUUCAGUCGCGGGACCAAACAAUGACAGUAUGUUUUUUGAGACCACUACAAAGAGUGAAACCAUAGCACAGGAGGAUAAAACCAAGCUGUUCAAGGCUGCUUUUCUGCAAUACUGCAGAAAAGAUUUUGUUCGUGCUCAGAUGAUGGUGGAUGAGCUAUUUUCCUCUCAGGCUGAUUUGGAUUCUGAUUCUGAGCUAGACAGGACUGUUACCCAGCUGAGUUUAGACCUGGUGGACGACUACCCAGCUUCUGAUCCACGGUGGGCUGAAUCUGUCCUCGAGGAAUCCCCCAGGUUCAGCAACACGUCGCUGAUUAUUCUUCACCAGCUGGAGGACAAGAUGAAAGCCCACUCUCUCCUCAUGGACUUCAUCCACCACGUUGGCCUGUUCGGGCGUCUGCGCGUGUUCCCGGUCAGAGGGGCGCCCAUGGCGACACGUCUGCUGCUCCGGGAGCAUGCCGAGAAGUUGUCAGCUGCCAUUGUCCUCAAGAACCACCACUCCCGGCUCUGUGACCUGGUGAACACGGCCAUAUCGAUGGCCUUGAGCAAGAGGGAGUGCGAGAUCCCGCCCAGCCUGACCCCUGCUGAUGUCUUUUUCCGAGAGGUGUCCCAGGUAGACAGCAUCUGCGAGUGUUUGCUGGAGCACGAGGAGCAGGUCCUGAAGGACUCGUCGCUGGACUCGGUCGAGUGGGCGGAGGUGGUGGUCAAUGUGAACAGCAUCCUCAAGGAUAUGCUGCAGGCUGCCGGUCAUUAUCGCCAGAACAGAAGCUCCUUGUACAGAAGAGAAGAACCACUGGGAAAGGAACCUGAGUAUGUUCCGUGGACAGCAACGAGUGGCCCUUCUGGCAUCCGAACAGCCAUAGUACGCCAGCAUGGGAUUGUCCUGAAGAUGGUUUAUCCCCAGGCAGACAGCAACCUCCGGAAAACCGUGACAGAGCAGCUAGUAGCACUGAUUGACUGCUUCCUAGAGGGCUAUGUUUCUCAGCUUAAUUCCCUGGACAGAUCCAGUGAUCAGGAGAGAUAUGACAGUCUAGAUGUGGAGUACCUGCAAAAGAGAUCAGAUCUCUUAUCUCCUCUUCUCACACUGGGCCAGUAUGCGUGGGCUGCUUCUCUUGCAGAGAAGUACUGUGACUUCGACAUCCUGGUGCAGAUGUGCGAGCAGACCGACAACCAGUCCCGACUGCAGCGCUACAUGACGCAGUUUGCCGAGCAGAACUUUUCAGACUUUCUUUUCCGUUGGUAUCUGGAGAAAGGAAAGCGAGGGAAGCUGUUGUCUCAACCCGUUUCUCAGCAUGGACCGCUAGCAGACUUCCUGCAAGCUCACGGUCAUCUCAGCUGGCUACAUGAAAUUAAUAGCCAAGAGUUAGAAAAGGCCCAUGCAACACUUCUGGGUUUGGCAAACGCAGAAACUCGUUACUUUUCAAAGAAGAAAACCCUUCUUGGCUUGAGUAAAUUAGCUGCAUUAGCUUCAGACUUUUCGGAGGAUCUACUACAAGAGAAAAUUGAAGAGAUGGCUGAGCAGGAGCGUUUUCUGCUACACCAGGAGACCCUACCUGAACAGCUGCUGGCAGAGAAGCAGCUCAGUCUCAGCGCGAUGCCAGCGCUGACGGCGCCACAGCUCAUCAGUCUAUAUAUCUGUGAAGAAAAUAGAAGAGCUAAUGAAUACGAUUUCAAGAAAGCUCUGGACUUGCUGGAAUACAUUGAUGAGGAGGAAGAUAUAAAUAUAAAUGACCUAAAACUGGAGAUCCUGUGCAAAGCUCUGCAGAGAGAUAACUGGUCCAGUUCAGGUGGUAAAGAUGAUCCAAUUGAAGUAUCUAAAGACAGCAUAUUUGUGAAAAUCUUACAGAAACUUGUAAAAGAUGGCAUUCAGCUGAGUGGAUACUUACCAGAGGUGAAAGACCUUCUGCAGGCAGAUCAGCUUGGGAGCCUGAAGUCCAAUCCCUACUUUGAGUUUGUUUUGAAAGCAAAUUAUGAAUAUUAUGUCCAGGGACAAAUGUAACUUUUUCUAAAAAUGGUCAUUGUUUCUGAAAUUUGUAUGAGUGCACAUUUAUAAACAUUUUAGACCUUAACUAGAAAUUUGUAUGAUUUUAUAACAUGUAUAGCUGAUUUUUUUAUACUUUGUUUAGAAGUAACAUAAAAUAGUUACCUAAUUAUAAUUUUGGUUUUCAGUUA